This is a messenger RNA of Pleuronectes platessa (European plaice), 1895 nucleotides long. Its product is annotated as inactive all-trans-retinol 13,14-reductase. Lineage: Eukaryota; Metazoa; Chordata; Actinopteri; Pleuronectiformes; Pleuronectidae. The coding region runs from base 69 to 1895 and encodes 608 amino acids. The transcript is spliced from 11 exons. The record is from RefSeq and is a predicted model, not a curated record.
GGACAGCACAGUUCUGAAGCUACUGGGAUCACUGGGCUCUGCAGCUGUAGCAGGGAUCUUCCUCCAUAAUGUGGCUGCUGGUUUUCUUAGUGUGGUUGGUGAUAUGGGCCGGCGGGACGUACUGGUACCUGUUUGGGAAACCGAGCCCGUUCUCCCUGGAGUCGCUGAGACCGCCAGGACCUCGAGAGUUUGAUCAGAAGAAGCGGGACAAGGUCAUCAAGCAAGGUUUCAGCCUCGACAAGGUCCCUGAGGGUCUGGACGUCAUCGUCAUUGGCAGUGGUAUUGGCGGACUGACGGCCGGCGCCACGCUGGCCAAAGCGGGGAAGAAAGUCCUGGUGCUGGAGCAACACGACCAGGCCGGCGGCUGCUGCCACACCUACAUCGAGAAAGGCUUCGAGUUUGAUGUUGGGCUUCACUACAUCGGCCAGGUCCACGAGAACAGUCUGCUGCGGAUCGCCUUCGACCAGAUCUCUGAGGGUCAGCUGGAGUUCACGCAGCUGAACCCCCACUUCGACACCAUCCAGAUCGGCCUGGGCGACGACAAGCGUGAGUACACCAUGGUGUCUGGGAAGACGGACAUGAAGACUCAUCUGAUGAAGCAGUUUCCAGAUGAAACCGAGGCCAUCGAGACCUUCUUCAAAAUCAUGAAGAUCUCAGCGAAGAAGACUCACUACCUGGCGACGCUGAAGCUGAUCCCUCAGUGGGUUGCUCUAUUCCUGCUGAAGUCGGGCAUCGCAGACCUCUUCUCCGAGGUCUUCCGCCUCUCUGGCACAGGCGCGUCCGGUUUGGUGAACACACUGACGAAGAACAAGGACCUCCACGUCAUGUUCUCCUACCUCUUCUACGGCGUUCCUCCGAAGGACUCCAGCGUUCUGAUCAACGCCCUCCUGAUUCAUCACUACAAACGAGGGGCCUACUACCCCAAAGGUGGUGCCAGUGAAAUCGCCUUCCACAUCGUCCGCACCAUCCAGAGGUACGGAGGAAACUGCCUGGUCCGAGCUCCUGUCUCCCAGAUCCUGGUGAAUGAGAAGGGGGCAGCGUACGGCGUGAAGGUGAGGAAAGGUCAGGAGGAGCUGGAGGUUCACGCGCCUGUGGUCGUCUCCAACUGUGGAAUCUUCACCACCUUCGAGAAACUUCUUCCACCUGAGAUCCGGGUCAAACCCGAUAUUCAGGAGCGACUGAACAUGAUGAAACACGCCCGGGGGUCGUUCUUGGUCUUCAGCGGCUUCGAUGGGACUGAGGAGGAGGUGGGCCUCGAGUCCACAAACUUCUGGCUGUUCAAGAACAAUGAUAUGGACAAGUCGAUGGACGACUUCUUUGCACUGAGCAAAGAGGAAGCACCAGAUAACAUCCCGAUGAUGUUCAUCACGAUGCCGUCCGCUAAAGACCCAGAGUCCAAAAUCAGAAACCCAGGAAAAUGUUGCAUGACAAUUCUGACCAUGGUGAAGUACGAGUGGUUCGAGGAGUGGAAGGACACGACUGUGAGGAAACGGGGCAACGACUACUACGACUACAAAAUGCGAUUUGCUAAGAACCUUUUCGACUGGGCCUGCACGCUGUUCCCUAAAAUCAGAGACAAGUUGGUUUUCCAGGAUGUGGCGACCCCGCUGACCAACAUGCACUACCUGGGUGCCCAACGUGGAGCCAUGUACUCCGCAGAGCAUAACAUCGAGCGUUUCUAUGCGGAGGCCGUGGCGAGGAACAGGUGCAACACCCCCGUCAAAAACCUCUACAUGUCAGGCCAAGACGUGUUCAGCUGUGGGAUAGCAGGAGCUCUCCAUGGCGGACUCCUCUGCUCCUCUACCGUGUUAGAUCACAUCAUCUACAUCGACCUGCUGCUUCUUAAGAAGAAGCUGAAGAGGAGGAAAGCCAACGAAUUGAAGAAACUGCAGUGA